Fusarium subglutinans is the source of this 1500-nucleotide messenger RNA. RefSeq names its product chlorogenic acid esterase precursor. The coding region runs from base 1 to 1500 and encodes 499 amino acids. The transcript is spliced from 4 exons. The record is from RefSeq and is a predicted model, not a curated record. NCBI's taxonomy places the organism in Eukaryota, Fungi, Ascomycota, Sordariomycetes, Hypocreales, Nectriaceae.
AUGAUUCCACCAAGUGUUUCUCAUCUCCUAGCUGUUGGCACAGGAAUUAGUACCCUAUUUGCCAAUCAUGUCUCUGCUCUCGACACGACAACUGUAAAGACGGACAAUGGUGUUGUUAAAGGCUUUGCAGACGAGUCUUUUCCCAAUGUGGUUCAAUUCCUCGGUAUACCUUAUGCUGAGCCUCCGGUUGGGAAACGAAGAUGGACUCCUGCCGUAGCCAAAGGACGAUUCGAGACAUUAGAUGCAUCACAUCAGGGCCCAGCUUGUCCUCAAGCUGAACCAUCCAACACUGGUCCAUGGCGCCCUGAGUUUCUGAUCAAGCCUAACAGUACAAGCGAGGACUGUUUGUACCUCAAUGUUUGGACUCCAUACAACACUCGGGGAGGCCACAAGGACAAGUUUCCGGUGUUGGUUUGGAUCCACGGUGGUGGUUUUGGUGCUGGCGGCGGUAACAUUGACUAUCAAGUACCUCCCCAUUGGAUCGCAAGAAGUCAGAAGCACAUAGUCGUCAGUCUCAACUACCGUCUUGGAAUCUUCGGGUUCCCUAAUGCCGCGGGUCUUGACUCUAAGGAACAAAACCUAGGACUUCUAGAUCAACGUCUCGCUGUUGAGUGGGUGCGCGACAAUAUCUCACGUUUCGGUGGAAAUCCCAAGAAGAUCACUCUCUGGGGUCAGAGUGCUGGUGGUGCCUCAGUAGGGUACUAUCAGUAUUCGUAUCCUAAGAACCCAAUCGCGCAUGCAUACAUCCAAGAUUCUGGGGGUGUCUUUUUACCAAUCAACAAUGCUGAUUCCUCACACUCCAACUUUACUUCUAUCGCAAAAGCAUUCAAGUGUGACAAAGGCAAUCAGGUCGAUUGCCUCCGGAAAAUACCAUUUAAGGACAUACAGAAGAAGGUUGAGAAUACAGCGGGAGUAAGCUUUGUCCCUGUAGUGGAUGAGAGAACUAGGUUCUCCGACUAUUCGAAGCGACUUCUAUCGUCCAAGAUCCCUAAGCUGCCAUCCAUCAUCGGUACAAAUAGAGAUGAAUGGAAUUUUGGUGGAGAGCCAGCAGAGCCUCCAGUCAAAUCACCACCCGAACAAGUCCACACAGACAGCACAUUCGGCUGUCCCGCGCACUUCGAAACAGCUCUACGAUCCUCAACCAACGCCAAGACCUGGCGAUACAUGUACUCUUCAAACUUUACCAAUAUCAUGCCCGGAGAUGAGGGCGCUUUCCACUCUGCUGAGCUUCCUUUGAUCUUUGGAACUCACGACAUCGCGCGGAAUAAGUCUGGGCCGUUUGAGUACAAGAUCAGCCAUGCCAUGCAGGAUUACUGGUUGGCAUUUAUUCAAGAUCCAUAUGCUGGGUUAACAAAGAAGGGGUGGAAACCAACGGCUGGAGGGUAUGAUACGUUGCAAACUGGUGUGGAGUUUGGGUACGACAAUGAGAUUGUCACGAGGAAGUAUUCGUUCAAUUCUUUCCAGGAUGGAUGUAAGAAUGCUACUGCAGUUGAGCAAUAG